Molecule: messenger RNA, 1623 nt
Organism: Perognathus longimembris pacificus (Pacific pocket mouse)
Lineage: Eukaryota; Metazoa; Chordata; Mammalia; Rodentia; Heteromyidae
Gene: Pcyox1l
Product: prenylcysteine oxidase 1 like
Exons: 6
Coding region: 11-1507 (498 amino acids)
Biological process (GO): prenylcysteine catabolic process; prenylated protein catabolic process
Molecular function (GO): prenylcysteine oxidase activity
Source: RefSeq, a predicted model, not a curated record
GCCGCCCGCCAUGGCUCGCGCCGCCCGGCUCCUCCUCGCCGCGCUGGCCGCGCUCCUCGCCGCCGCCGCCGCCGCCGCCGAGGGCGGAGACGCCCCGCCCGGCAGAAUCGCCGUGGUGGGGGCCGGCAUCGGGGGCUCCGCCGUGGCCCACUUCCUGCAGCAGCACUUCGGACCCCGCGUGCAGAUCGACGUGUACGAGAAGGGGGUGGUGGGCGGCCGCCUGGCCACCAUCUCCGUCAACAAGCAGCACUACGAGAGCGGCACGGCCUCCUUCCACUCGCUGAGCCUGCACAUGCAGGACUUCCUCAAGCUGCUGGGGCUGCGGCCGCGCCGGGACGUGGUGGGCCGGAGCGCCAUCUUCGGCGGGGAGCACCUGGUGCUGGAGGAGACCGACUGGUACCUGCUGAACCUCUUCCGGCUCUGGUGGCACUACGGCAUCAGCUUCCUGCGGCUGCAGAUGUGGGUGGAGGAGGUCAUGGAGAAGUUCAUGAGGAUCUACAAGUACCAGGCGCACGGCUUCGCGUUCUCGGGCGUGGAGGAGCUGCUCCAGUCGCUGGGCGAGGCGGCCUUCCUCAACAUGACCCAGCGCUCCGUGGCCGAGGCCCUGCUGCAGGUGGGCGUCACGCAGCGCUUCAUCGACGACGUCGUCUCCGCCGUCCUGCGGGCCAGCGACGGCCAGUCGGCCGCCAUGCCCGCCUUCGCCGGGGCCAUGUCGCUGGCCGGGGCCCAGGGCAGCCUGUGGGCGGUGGAAGGGGGCAACAAGCUGGUGUGCUCCGGCUUGCUCAAGCUCAGCAAGGCCCACGUGAUCCACGCCACCGUGACCUCGGUGGCCCUGCACAGCACUGAGGGGAGAGCCCUGUACCAAGUGCGCCACGAGAGCGACGCGGGCCCCGGCUCCGACUUCUACGACAUCGUGGUCCUCGCCGCGCCGCUGCCCCCGGACGACAGCAGCGGCCGCUUCGCCUUCGAGGGCUUCGCCCCGCCCGUCGAGGACGUCCGGGGCUCCUUCCAGCCCACCGUGGUCUCCCUGGUCCACGGCUACCUCAACUCCUCCUACUUCGGCUUCCCCGACCCCAAGCUGUUCCCCUUCGCCAGCAUCCUCACCACCGACUUCCCCGGCUUCUUCUGCACGCUGGACAACGUCUGUCCCGUCAACGUCUCGGCCAGCUUCCGGCGGAAGCAGCCCCAGGAGGCGGCGGUGUGGAGGGUGCAGUCCCCCGCGCCCCUGCUCCGGGCCCAGCUGAAGACCCUCUUCCGCUCCUACUACUCCGUGCAGACGGCCGAGUGGCAGGCGCACCCCGUCUACGGCUCCCGCCGCGGCUUCCCCCGGUUCGCGCUCCACGACCAGCUCUUCUACCUCAACGCCCUGGAGUGGGCGGCCAGCUCCGCGGAGGUCAUGGCCGUCGCCGCCAAGAACGUGGCCCUGCUGGCCUACAACCGCUGGUACCAGGACCUGGACAAGGUCGACCAGAAGGACCUGAUGCACAAGGUCAAGACCGAGCUGUGAGCGCGCGGGGCCGCGCCAGCACGGAGCCUCCCCUCGGGCGGCCCGGGGCGCCGGGCCCCACCCCGCCCUCCACGCAGCGCCGCGCGCAGCAGCUCGCCCUCCCGGCUGCCCGGGCC